UGCAUGCAGCAGCGCUCAAAAGCUGAAGCUCAAUUCCUCUUUCAGUCUUACAUGUGAAUAUUCAUCUGGAUUAAAGCAGAGCUCGACGACCGCGUUCACACACCGGCUUUGUGCUUCGGGUUGUUUUUCCUUGCGCUUUAUUUGCAUACGCGUUCUGCUUUUUCCCCUUGACGUGGACCAAAUUAGAACCGUGUUUCUGUUUUUAGCUCGGGUUGAUAUAGUGAUAAGUAACCUUAAAGCAGGCGUGCUGUGGUGGCAGCUGCUCAGUUUGGAUCUCCUCCGUUAAAGCGCAGCGUUUGCCCAGAGAAGAUGAGCUCAUAAUGAGGUGUCUGCUCACUACAGUGGUUGUCUUUUAAAUGAAGUGGACCUCAUGACCACAGCGAUGUCUACCAGUAAAUCUGCAGCCAGAAGAGCUAUUCUACAGACCUCACGGGUUAGAUGGAAGACGGAUCAGAGCGAGAUUGUUCCGAUUAUCACUUCUGACACGAGGAAGUGUGAUGAAGACAGCGUAGAGCGCUGGCUCACGACCAUCUCAGAGGACGGUAAGAGACCAGAGGUUGUCCUGGAGACGGCAGUGAAGGCUAUAAGGAGAAAUGAGAGCGGAGAAGAUGAUCUGGCACUGGGAGUGGAAGCAUCUUUAUAUGGCAAACGCUCUCUCAGGAAUGUACAAGAUAUUUUGAGGUCAUCUCUAGAUUCUCCUGGUCUGUCCAGGUGGAACAGUUUUGCAUCGACUGUCUCGAUACCAUCUGAUGUCAGUGUAAUGGACGUUUUGAACGUACUAAAGGAUGACCCUGAAGAAUUGUUGCUAGAUUUGGGUUUUGGCACGGAGGAGCCCGACAUCACUGGGAGAAUCCCGGCCCGAUUCCUUAAUUACGAGUCCAGCGCUCGUGGCAUUAGCUAUCAGCUCUUUCUGGAAGCUCAGCAGAACCGAAUGGAUGUUGAAAAUGCGGAUGUCAGCAAUAGGUUCAGACAGCUCGAGGUUCUUCAACAAGUCACGACGACGUUCUCCUCUCUGGUUGGUGCUCAGGAUACGGACACAUCUACAGCUUCCCAGAUGUCUGCAGAGGCCCGGGAGAGGAGAAAACGCAUGGUCAUGAUUCUGCGUAGGGCCUCCAAAAAGAGCCUCAGCCAAGCCCAAACGUCACAGAACCAGCACACCAUCCCUUCCGUGACCUCCUCAGCCCCAUCCGGCCCAGAAUCCACUGGCACACCAAAAGCAGAUAAAAGGAACCCUUCAAAACGCAUAAGGAUGUCGGACAAUAAUCUCUUCCCUCUAAAAGAGGAGCAGAGUGUUAAUUCGGAGACAGCUGCGCCGGUUCUAAACAGCCCGACGGCAAGAGGAACAUCAGAUCUUCAGAAACUCAACUUUGUCCCUUCAACUGAGGGAAUUCUGCAACAACCUAUUGAAUCUUUCGAGCUGGAAGAGAUCCAGAGUUUUGAUGAAGGAAGCAUUCCUGGGAGCUGCAAUGGCCCAUUGGAUCCUGGAGGUGAACGAAUCGGGUCUUACGUGAUGAGAACAAACAGUUGUCAGUCUGAUAGCAGUGGCUUCCAAGAGGAGCCCUUCAUACCUGCGCUGUCCCAGCAGAACAACCCUGGACCAGAGCUCAUGAAGAUGCUGAAUGCAAUAUCACAAGAUAGCACAGAAGGUCAACAGAAGAGACCAGAACAGCGAGAGGCGGAGGAUCCCUCCACAUAUGAACACUCCCCUACGACACACUCUGGAAAAACUAACUGA
This is a messenger RNA of Rhinichthys klamathensis goyatoka, 1735 nucleotides long. Its product is annotated as protein ITPRID1-like. The record is from RefSeq and is a predicted model, not a curated record. Lineage: Eukaryota; Metazoa; Chordata; Actinopteri; Cypriniformes; Leuciscidae. Bases 371 to 1735 code for a protein of 454 amino acids. Gene Ontology annotation, molecular function: signaling receptor binding. The transcript has 13 exons.